Molecule: messenger RNA, 1497 nt
Organism: Caenorhabditis remanei
Lineage: Eukaryota; Metazoa; Nematoda; Chromadorea; Rhabditida; Rhabditidae
Exons: 5
Coding region: 1-1497 (498 amino acids)
Biological process (GO): carbohydrate metabolic process
Molecular function (GO): chitin binding
Source: RefSeq, a predicted model, not a curated record
AUGUCAGAAGACGUGAAAGUUCACUUUGAGAAUAUCCCAAUAAAUGAAGAAGCUCCUCCCGAUUAUAGCAAUCCUAAUUUUGAGACUUCGGCGAACGAAACAAAUGUUGUGGUCGUUAAUCAACAAAGUGAACCCGCUCGAAUUGAUUCAAAGCAGUCUCGUUUCAACAAUUUCAAGAGACAAUUUCCUAUUUUCAUCUCUGGAUUCAUUUUGUGUGUGAUUGUCUUUCUCAUACUGAAAGCUCUCUCUAUCGGUGGAUCAAGCCCGUCUCUUGUUUCAGAAAAUCCCGCUUUGAAGUGCGGCAAACGGUUGAUUGGUUACUACAAAGGGUAUGAUAGCCGGAAGAUAACAGAACAACAAAUCGAAAAACUGACACAUAUAAUUUUCAACGGGAUCAAUACGGAAAAGGAUGGAAGAGUUCAGUUUCAUGAUGACAAUGCACGAUUCUCCUUUUUGGACAUGAAAAAUAAGGCGAGGGUUAUGAAGUCCGAUGUGAAGAUCAUGUUCUCUACUGACCAUCAUUCUUCGAAUCAGGCUCGCAUAACAGAAAUAAUUACUGACUCGAAAACGAGAAAGCAAUGGGUUGACUCAGUUUCCGCAUUCAUCGUUGAGCAGCAGAUCGACGGAGUUGAACUUGAUUAUAGUUGGCCAUACACAGACACCGAGAAUGAGAACUAUUUGUUCUUUGUUCGAGAGUUAAGAUACAAAUUCGAACGAAUGGAAAAACUGACAAGACGAAAGACCCCAUAUAUCAUCAGCAUUGCCGCCCCUCCUUUAGUUUCAGUCGAUGAAGAAUCAUUGCUUAUUCAAGAACUAUUGGAUUACGCAGAUUUUCUCAACAUUAAAACAGAAAAUUAUUAUGGUCCAUGGCAAGAGAAUGGGAAGACUGGACCAUGUGGUCCGUUGUAUUCAACCAAUUCCAACUAUUCGAUUGACUGGACACUAAAAAAGUAUGCGUGUAAAGCUGAAAUGGCCAGCCGAUUAAACUUCGUGAUACUGUUCACCGGAGCGACUUGGGUGAAAGUGAACGAUCAUUUAUCAUCGACGGAUGCUGUUUAUAGGACCUAUGACAAAAACCCAGAUGCUUCCUCUACUCUUCUUUGGACUCCAUGGAGAAAAUUCAAGGAAAAUGGAUGGAACAUGACGUUGACUUCCUGGCACAAUGCUUCAAGAACACCUUACAUUUGGGAUUCCGAAAAUCGAAAACUUUUCACUUUCGAGAAUGAAAGGAGUCUGAUUGAGAAAAUGAAAUAUGCUAAGGAAAAAAACAUUGGCGGAGUGUCGAUUGACCAUGUGGAAUUCGAUGACGACUUGAAUACUCUUUUGAAUUCCGUGACAUCAGUUGACAUGUGCUCCGGGGAGAAAUUUGAAAAAGAUGAGAUCCGUUAUGAGUGUGGAAACAGCAACUCUGGACAAACUUACUAUAUCUAUAACUCUGCUGAAUUGAAGUUCAAUUUUCUGAUCAUCUUCGUAUUGUUCUUUUUUAAUUUCAUUUGA